GUGGCAGCAGCGCCAUGGCAGCCCCAGUGUGGCCAUCAACCCACCGCUCCACCAGCCUGGAAACCUCUAACCCUGGGGCUUGCUCAUAGAGGCAGAGGGAGAAGAUGCCGUUGCCACGCAACACCAAGAUGCUGAGCACCAAGCAGUCCCGAACGGGCAAGGUGGGCCCUGCUGCAGCAAAUCCCAACCCUGAGAAGCCUCUAUUGCAGGAGGAGAGCUGUCAGGCCAAGAGAUCUCCAUCCUCACCCCAGGGUGGGCCCAAGAAGAGGUCGGCAUUUGGCGACAUUACCAAUGCUCACAAGAACCAGGUGGUGGCAGGGAAGAAGGAGGCUGUGAAAGUGGCACCACACAAGGCACAGAGGGCCCAUGCUGCCCUGGGGGUUGCCAAGAACAACGAGAUCAACCUGAAAAAGUCAAUGAAGAAAACUCCCACGACAGAGGCUCCUACAGAGCCCAAGGAGGAUCCUGUGCCAGAGGAGCUGGUGCCUGCACAGCUGCCAGCUGUGGAGGACAUAGACAAGGAGCAGCUGGGUGACCCCUAUGCCAAUGCGGAGUAUGCCAAGGAGAUCUUUGAAUACAUGAGGGAAAGAGAGGAGAAAUUCAUGCUCCCUGACUACAUGGCAAAGCAGCCAGACAUCAGUGGGGACAUGCGUGCCAUCCUGGUGGACUGGAUGGUGGAGGUACAGGAGAACUUUGAGCUGAACCAUGAGACGCUGUACCUGGCUGUGAAGCUGGUGGACCACUACCUGGUGGAGGUGGUGAGCAUGAGGGACAAGCUGCAGCUCAUCGGCUCCACUGCCAUCCUCAUUGCCUCCAAAUUUGAGGAGCGGUGCCCACCGUGUGUGGAUGACUUCCUCUACAUCUGCGAUGACGCCUACAAGCGGGAAGAGCUCAUUGCUAUGGAGAUGAGCAUCCUCAGCACCCUCAAGUUUGACAUCAAUAUUCCCAUCCCCUACCGGUUCCUGCGACGCUUUGCCAAGUGUGCCCGUGCCACCAUGGAGACACUGACGCUCGCCCGCUUCCUCUGUGAGAUGACCCUGCAGGAGUAUGACUACGCCCGGGAGAGCCCCUCGAAGCUGGCUGCCAGCUGCCUGCUGCUGGCACUCACCAUGAAGAACCUUGGUGGCUGGACCCCCACACUGGAGUACUACAGUGGGUACCGCUCCCAGGACCUGCAUCCCCUGGUGAAGAGGCUGAAUUUCCUGCUCACAUACCAGCCCCAUGACAAGCUGAAGGCUGUGCGCACCAAGUACUCGCACAGGGUCUUCUUUGAGGUUGCUAAAGUCACCCCCAUGGACAUGCUCAAGCUGGAGGAGAUACUGAAGAGCUGCUAGCCCUGUAUCUGUAAAUAGCCUGUAAAUAGUUGGGUGCUCUCUGGCAGGGGAGCACUAUGUACAUAAAUAAUAGCAAUUUUAAGUGAAGGGGAGGGGGGGGAAAAAAAAAGUCACGUGUAGCUGUCAAUAAAAUGCUUUGUCUUACAUGCUGGUGGUGGCUGCUGGGACAGGGGUAGGGGAUGGUGGUGGAGGUUAUGCUGAACCCCUG
This is a messenger RNA of Harpia harpyja (harpy eagle), 1542 nucleotides long. It is a transcript of the gene CCNB3, whose product is annotated as cyclin B3. Gene Ontology annotation, molecular function: cyclin-dependent protein serine/threonine kinase regulator activity. NCBI's taxonomy places the organism in Eukaryota, Metazoa, Chordata, Aves, Accipitriformes, Accipitridae. Gene Ontology annotation, biological process: mitotic cell cycle phase transition; regulation of cyclin-dependent protein serine/threonine kinase activity. Gene Ontology annotation, cellular component: nucleus; cytoplasm; centrosome. The record is from RefSeq and is a predicted model, not a curated record.